AACAUGCUGCGAUUAAGUCUCUCACCCACCUUUUCAAUGGGAUUUCAUCUGUUAGCCAUCGUGGCUCUCUUAUUUUCCCAUGUGGACCAUGUAAGCACUGAGACAGAAAUGGAAGGAGAAGGAAAUGAAACUAGUGAAUGUACUGGCUCAUAUUACUGUAAGAAAGGGGUGAUUUUACCCAUUUGGGAACCACAAGACCCUUCUUUUGGGGACAAAAUUGCUAGAGCUACUGUGUAUUUUGUGGCCAUGGUCUACAUGUUUCUUGGAGUCUCUAUCAUAGCUGACCGGUUCAUGUCCUCUAUAGAAGUGAUCACAUCUCAAGAAAAAGAAAUAACCAUAAAGAAACCCAAUGGAGAGACCACCAAGACAACUGUGAGGAUCUGGAAUGAGACAGUUUCUAACUUGACCUUGAUGGCCUUGGGGUCUUCUGCUCCUGAGAUUCUCCUUUCAGUAAUUGAAGUGUGUGGCCACAACUUCACUGCGGGAGACCUUGGUCCUAGCACCAUUGUGGGAAGUGCUGCGUUCAAUAUGUUCAUCAUUAUUGCACUUUGUGUUUACGUGGUCCCUGAUGGAGAGACAAGGAAGAUUAAGCAUUUGCGUGUGUUCUUUGUGACAGCAGCCUGGAGCAUCUUUGCCUAUACCUGGCUUUACAUUAUAUUGUCUGUCAUCUCUCCUGGCGUUGUGGAGGUCUGGGAAGGUUUGCUUACUUUCUUCUUCUUUCCCAUCUGUGUUGUGUUCGCUUGGGUAGCAGACAGGAGGCUUCUGUUUUACAAGUACGUCUACAAGAGGUAUCGGGCUGGCAAGCAGAGGGGAAUGAUUAUUGAACACGAGGGAGACAGGCCGUCUUCCAAGUCUGAAAUCGAAAUGGAUGGGAAAGUGGUCAAUUCUCAUGUUGACAAUUUCUUAGAUGGCGCUCUGGUUCUGGAGGUCGAUGAGAGGGACCAAGAUGAUGAAGAGGCAAGGCGGGAAAUGGCCAGGAUCCUGAAGGAACUUAAGCAGAAGCACCCAGAUAAAGAAAUAGAACAAUUAAUAGAAUUAGCUAACUACCAAGUCUUAAGUCAGCAGCAAAAAAGUAGAGCAUUUUACCGUAUUCAAGCUACUCGCCUGAUGACUGGAGCUGGUAACAUUUUAAAGAGGCAUGCAGCUGACCAAGCAAGGAAGGCUGUUAGUAUGCACGAGGUCAACACAGAGGUGGCUGAAAAUGACCCUGUUAGUAAGAUCUUCUUUGAACAAGGGACAUAUCAGUGCCUGGAGAACUGUGGUACUGUGGCCCUGACCAUUAUUCGCAGAGGUGGUGAUUUGACCAACACUGUGUUUGUUGACUUCAGAACAGAGGAUGGCACAGCCAACGCUGGGUCUGAUUAUGAAUUCACUGAAGGAACUGUGGUCUUUAAGCCUGGUGAGACCCAGAAAGAAAUCAGAGUUGGCAUUAUCGAUGAUGAUAUCUUUGAGGAGGAUGAAAAUUUUCUCGUGCAUCUCAGCAAUGUCAAAGUAUCUUCUGAAGCUUCAGAAGACGGCAUACUGGAAGCCAAUCAUGUCUCUACACUUGCUUGCCUUGGCUCUCCCUCCACUGCCACUGUGACUAUUUUUGAUGAUGACCACGCAGGCAUCUUUACUUUUGAGGAAGCUGUGACUCAUGUGAGUGAGAGCAUUGGCAUCAUGGAGGUGAAAGUAUUGAGAACAUCUGGAGCUCGAGGAAAUGUUAUCGUUCCCUACAAAACCAUUGAAGGGACUGCCAGAGGUGGAGGAGAGGACUUUGAGGACACUUGUGGAGAGCUCGAAUUCCAGAAUGAUGAAAUUGUCAAAACAAUAUCAGUCAAGGUAAUUGAUGAUGAGGAGUAUGAGAAAAACAAGACCUUCUUCCUUGAGAUUGGAGAGCCCCGCCUGGUGGAAAUGAGUGAGAAGAAAGCCCUGUUAUUGAAUGAGCUUGGUGGCUUCACAAUAACAGGAAAAUACCUGUACGGCCACCCUGUCUUCAGGAAGGUUCACGCUAGAGAACGUCCGAUUCCCUCUACCGUAAUCACCAUUGCAGAGGAAUGUGAUGACAAGCAGCCGCUCACCAGCAAAGAGGAAGAGGAGAGGCGCAUUGCAGAAAUGGGGCGCCCUAUCCUGGGAGAACACACCAAGUUGGAAGUGAUCAUUGAAGAAUCCUAUGAGUUCAAGAGUACUGUGGACAAACUCAUUAAGAAGACAAACCUGGCCCUGGUGGUUGGGACAAACAGCUGGAGGGAACAGUUCAUUGAAGCUAUCACUGUCAGUGCUGGGGAAGAUGAUGACGACGACGAAUGUGGGGAAGAGAAGCUGCCCUCCUGUUUCGAUUACGUGAUGCACUUUCUGACUGUGUUCUGGAAAGUCCUCUUUGCCUUCGUGCCCCCUACAGAGUACUGGAAUGGCUGGGCGUGUUUUAUUGUCUCCAUCCUCAUGAUUGGCCUACUGACAGCUUUCAUCGGAGACCUGGCUUCCCACUUUGGCUGCACCAUUGGCCUGAAAGAUUCCGUGACUGCAGUCGUGUUCGUCGCACUUGGAACUUCGGUGCCAGACACAUUUGCCAGCAAAGUGGCAGCCACCCAGGACCAGUAUGCAGACGCCUCCAUAGGUAACGUCACUGGCAGCAACGCGGUGAAUGUCUUCCUGGGAAUCGGUGUGGCCUGGUCCAUCGCUGCCAUCUACCACGCGGCCAAUGGGGAACAGUUCAAAGUGUCCCCUGGCACACUAGCUUUCUCUGUCACUCUCUUCACCAUAUUUGCUUUCAUCAAUGUGGGGGUGCUGCUGUAUCGGCGGAGGCCAGAAAUUGGAGGUGAGCUGGGUGGGCCCCGGACUGCCAAGCUCCUCACAUCCUGCCUCUUUGUGCUCCUGUGGCUCUUGUACAUUUUCUUCUCCUCCCUGGAGGCCUACUGCCACAUAGAAGGCUUCUAA
Messenger RNA from Cynocephalus volans (Philippine flying lemur), 2916 nucleotides. It is a transcript of the gene SLC8A1, whose product is annotated as solute carrier family 8 member A1. Gene Ontology annotation, biological process: calcium ion import across plasma membrane; cell communication; sodium ion transmembrane transport. The transcript has 10 exons. The record is from RefSeq and is a predicted model, not a curated record. Gene Ontology annotation, cellular component: sarcolemma; axon; postsynapse. The coding region runs from base 4 to 2916 and encodes 970 amino acids. Lineage: Eukaryota; Metazoa; Chordata; Mammalia; Dermoptera; Cynocephalidae. Gene Ontology annotation, molecular function: calcium:sodium antiporter activity.